AUGGCGACAACUGCGACCGGACAACCAACAGAAUCAACGGGUGACGCAGCACGGCCCGAGUUUGCAUGCAAGUUUUGUAAGAGGCGAAAGGUCAAAUGUGACCGGCUGCUGCCUCGCUGCUCGAUAUGCGUCAAGACCAAGCAAGGCUGCGAAUACCCCGUGGAAGCUGCCAAACCCGGACCCAAGUUGGGUACGACUCGUCGCAAAAGGCGGCGAUCGCAGUCCUGGGAAAGACAGCAGACAAACUCCCAUAGCGGCCUCGAAGGUGCCACCGCCGUUGACCGAGAUCUCAGCGCCGAUCGCGCCACCAACGCGGAUGCUCCUGUCGGCUUGACCUCAGCUAGUAGCACUGGAGGACCAGCUCCCCAUUUCAGCGAUGUGGCCCCGGAUAACUAUCCCCUGACGCCAGAGUCAGCGUCACUUGAUGUGCACACGCUGGCCUAUAUCAUGCAUCCUUCCCAUGACACCGCGUCAGUCCCACCAACCGAAGAAAGUCCCCUUCCGGAUCUCGAUCAGCCUGGGAAGUCGGAUGACGGAGCUGAGCGAUUGAACCGGAUUACCCAAGCGUGCGCCGUGCUGGGAAUCCCGUUGCAGUCACUCCAGGGAUAG
Capronia epimyces CBS 606.96 is the source of this 609-nucleotide messenger RNA. RefSeq lists its product as uncharacterized. Bases 1 to 609 code for a protein of 202 amino acids. Lineage: Eukaryota; Fungi; Ascomycota; Eurotiomycetes; Chaetothyriales; Herpotrichiellaceae. Gene Ontology annotation, molecular function: zinc ion binding; DNA-binding transcription factor activity, RNA polymerase II-specific. The transcript is spliced from 4 exons. Gene Ontology annotation, biological process: regulation of DNA-templated transcription. Gene Ontology annotation, cellular component: nucleus. The record is from RefSeq and is a predicted model, not a curated record.